CACACCCCGAACACUUUAGCAUGGCCGAUCCACCUGGCCUUGCUCGUCUUAGGACUGUGGGAGGAAACCGGAGUAAACCCACGCAAAGAUAAGGGGAGAGUGACUGUGUUCAUCCAGAUUCACACUUUAUUAUCUUAAACCCACGCAGACACGGGGCGAAUGCAAACUCCACACAGACAUAAUGGGAACUGCAGAUGCUGGAGAAUCCAAGAUAACCAAGUGUGAAGCACCCGAGGUUGGAAAUUGAACCCGGGUCCCUGGUGCUGUGAGGCUGCAGUGCUAGCAACUGAGCCACCGUGCCGCCUGUUGACGUUUCGGUUUGAUUAUUAGAAUUUCAUUUUGACUUUAAUUGCACGGAAAGCAUUGUCACUGGACGUGAAACCCAUUGAACGACAGUUGUGUUCGUUCCGGGCAUUGCAGAAAAGCCGGGCAUGAGGAAGUGACGCAUUACCCCGUCCCCUCGCCCCGUGCAGUUGGAAUGGGAACCGGGCCCGGCCGGGCUCGAGCCAGCGCUCAACGGCCGUGAGUCAGAGCCGAGCGGCCCGGAGACACUGACUGUAACAUGAACAGGCAGGAGAUGGCGGACGAGGCUCUCUUCCAGCUCCUUCACACGGAGAUCGUUUCCUAUGUUUAUAAAUCGGCUGAGCAAGGCGAGAUGGAAAGUGGAAGAUGUGUCACCAAAUUGGAAAACAUGGGAUUCAGAGUGGGACAAGGACUAAUUGAAAGAUUUACUAAAGAUACUGCACGAUUCAAGGAUGAACUAGAUGUCAUGAAAUUCAUAUGUAAAGACUUUUGGACCAGUGUAUUUAAAAAACAGAUUGACAAUCUUCGGACUAAUCAUCAGGGUAUUUAUGUUCUCCAAGACAAUAAGUUCCGCCUCCUUACUCAGAUGUCUGCAGGGAAACAAUAUUUGGAACAUGCACCCAAGUAUUUGGCGUUUACUUGUGGAUUAGUUCGAGGUGCGUUAUCGAACUUGGGAAUUAAAAGUAUUGUGACAGUGGAAGUUACUGCAAUGCCUGCAUGUAAAUUCCAAGUAAUGAUACAAAAGAUGUAGAAGAAAUCUUCUCAAGCACUCAAGUAUUAGCUUUAAAAAUCUAGAUGAUUUAAAACAUUGAAAGUAUUAUGUAAUUUUUUGUGAAAUGACAUUAUAAUGAAUUUGUUUACAUAAAUGAUUGUCCAGCUCUGUCUAAGUUUUGUAACUUUUAAAUGGGAGUUUAGUGAUCACCAUAUUACCACUGCAUUGAUCAUACAGCAGAAUAAAAUUCAGUUCAGACUAGGUUAAUAAAUUGGACUCCUGAUGCAUAUUCCAAUUUGUUUUUAGAGAUGUAACUAGGUUGAUCUAUUUGUUUUACUUAGCAAUUCAUUUUAAAAAAAAGCUUAGUUAGUUUUACUUCAUCCAAUUAAAGUAAAAAUAAUCUGCUAGUGCAGAAUUUUAGAAUUGGAAUAAAUUUUUAAAAAUAUACAACCAUUUGCAGGAUUUCAGGGCAGAACAGUUUUAGGUGAAGAUCCUUGGUCAGUUUAGGUAAACUUUGAAUCAGCCUGUUCAGAUAUGUUAUGAUGCACCUCUGGAGAAGAUGGGACUUGAACCACCUGGCCCAACCUGAAGGUUGGAACACUACCAAGCCCCCCUCAAUCCAUAUUUGGGGUUAAGUCCCAUUCCAGGGAUGUGCUUUGAGGCCGACACACUUGUGCAGUACUGAUUGAAAUGCUGUUAUAGCAAAGAUGCUGUCUUUCAAAUGAGAAGGUAACAUAGGUGAGAUAGGAUUCCUCACUGAUUUUUUUUUCAAUUGCCUUUAAAUAAUGCUGCAUCCAUGUUUUCUCAGAUAAAGCCCCUCUUAAAGAAUUGGGCAAAUAUUUCUUCUGGAAUGGGAAGAUAAAUAGGAUAUUUAAACCUGUUAGUAUCGAAGUGCUAAGUUUUACUGCAUACUCGGCCUGUUGUGCUGGAAUAAAGAAGCUUAGGCUUACACAUCCAGAAUAUGCAGAUGUAAUAAUUUAAAACUGGUUUUGGAGUAUUAAACAAUAUUUGUCAAUAUAAGUGUAAAAGUAUGGUGAGAAACAAAUUGAAGAUCAGCUGUGUAUGUUUAAUAAUUCUCCACUUAUUUGCUUACUUAUGGAACAAACUAUAGUCCUCCCCAUUACUCCCCCAAACACACACGCAUGCACACUCAACUAGAUAGAGUAACCAUUGAUGUCUUCCAGUGACAGUGGUUUUGGUAUUUUUGUUUUUCUUCUUGGCUAAAUUGAGCAUGUUAUUGUCAGUAAUUGUCUGUUUAUUUCUUCUGUCAUGGAUGAGGCCAGCAUUUACUGGCCAUCCCUAAACGCCUAGAGGGCUGUUAAGAGUCAGCCACAUUGCUUUGGGUCUGGAGUUAGUCUAGGUAAGGAUGUCAGUUUCCUUCCCUAAAGGGCAUUGUCAGGUUUUUCCUGACAACUGACAAUGUAUUUAUGCUCAACAUUACAUUCUUAAUUCGAGAUUUUUACUGAAUUCAGAUUCCAAUAACUCCUGUGGUGGGAUUCAGACUUGGGUCCUGGGACAUUAUCUGGGAUUAACAGUCCAGUAAUUAAUACCCCUAGGCCGUCCUUCCUCUCUGCUUUCAUUUACAAAGCAGUCAGGAACUAAACUGUUUAUACAACUGAAGUAUGUAAGGGAAAGGAUUGAAAUUGUUCAGAACAACUGGUUCUACGAACAGUUAACAUAGAAAAUAGGAUUGUAGUAGAUUACUCAGCCCUCUGAAUGGCAGAGCUGACAUCCAUAUGAUCAUGGCUGAUCAUCUAACUCAGUCCUGAGUUCCUGAAUCCUUUAGCCCUAAGACCCAGAUCUAACUCUUUCUUGAAAACAUGCAAUGAUUUGGUCUCACCCAGUUUCUGUGGCAGAGAAUCUCACUCUCGGGAUGAAGAAAUUUCUCUUAUCUUAAAUGGCCUACCAGGUAUCCUUAAAUGUGACACCUAGUUCUAGACUUUCCAGUCGUUGGGAAUAUCCUUCCUGUAUUUACCCUGACUAAUCCAUUUAGAGUUUUAUGGGUUUCAAUGAAAUUUCCCAUCAAUCUUCUAAAUUCCAUUGAAUAUAGACUUAACUGAUCCAUUCUAACUCCAUCAGUUCGUCUUGCCAUUCCUAGGAAUCAAUCUGGAAAACCUUUGUUUGCAUUCUGUCCUUAGCCAGAACAUCCACCCUCCGAAAAGGAGACCAGAAUAGCGCUCAGUACUCCAGGUGUGGUCUCACCAUGGCCAUGUACAACUGCUGUACUCAAAUCCUCUUGCUAUUAAGUCCAACAUAUUUUCCUCCUUCACUGCCUGCUGUACCUAUAUAUCAUUGAAUCCCUAUAGUGCAAAAACAGGCCAUUUGGCCCAACAAAUUUACACCGCCCCUCCGAAGAGCAUCCUCUCCAGACCCAUUUCCAUUACGCAUGCCCAUGUCUAACCCACCUAACCUAAACAUCCCUGGACAACUUAGCCUAGCCAAUCCACCUACCCUGCACAGUUUUGGACUCUGGGAAGAAACCGGAGCACCCAGAGGGAACCCAUGCAGACACAGGGAGAAUGUGCAAACUCCACACACAGUCAUCCAAGACUGGAAUUGAACCCGGGCCCCUGGUGCUGUGAGGCAGCAGUGCUAACCACUCAGCCACCCUAAAAGGAGGACCCCUACACCUUGGGGUGGUUGUCCUCGUGAUUGGUGCACAAGGACAGACAGGUCUAGUUUCACCUCCCAUUUUCCCAAUCUAUUGCCAUUCAGAUAAUCUGCCUCUUCUUUCUCUGUCAAAAUGGAUAACUUCAUCUUUGUCUACAUUACACUACAUCUGCCAUACAUUUGCCUACUUGUCUAACUUAUCCAAAUCACACAAAUAUCCUUGUAUUCUCCUCACGGUGCACCCUCCCACUUACCUUUGUACUGUUUGCGGUAGACAUUAUACCUAAAUCAUGAAAAUAUGUUUUAAAUAGCUAGGAUCUGAGUGCUGAUCCCUGCAAUACCCCACCAGUUACUGCCGUUUCUGAAAAAGAUAAUUUAUUCCUACUCUUUAUUUCUGUCUGACAGUCAGUUCUGUCUCCAUAUCGGUGUACUGUCCAAUCCCAUGUGCUGUUUUCUCUCCACUUUUUUUUAAAUAGUGUGGUUACGUUAGCUGCCAUCCAAUCCAAACUGUUCCAGACUCUCUAGAAUCUUGAAAAAUGACCACCGAUGCAGUCACUUUGUUUCUGUGAGAUUUAUCAGCCUUUAAUCCCACCAAUUUCUCCGACACUAUUUCUCUACAAAUACUGUCAUCCUUCAGUUUCUCCCUCUCACUAGAUCCUGUGUUCCCACUGCUUUUGGGAUGUUAUUGGAGUCGUCUUUUUGUGAAGACAGAACCAAAAUAUGCAUCUAAUUGGCUUACCAUGUUUCCUCCCCAUUAUGACUUGCGUCAGAAAUGGGGGAUGUUAAGCUCUGUCAACAAUUAGAUAGGCCAGAAAAAAAGUGCAAUCUAUUUUUAUUGUUCCUUAUUUGGGCCAGCAUUACGAAUAUAAAUUUGCUAUAUAGAAUUAAUUAAAAUGUAGUCCAUAUUUAUUUUAUGUUUGAGUGAGCAUGUUUACUUUCUGUAACUUGUAUACAUUAGACUAACUUUUGAAUUUGAUAAAUUCAAUAACUUUUCAGCUUUAUUGUAAUAUUUUGACUAGAUUGAAGACAUUAAUAAAGGAUGAAAAAUACCUUGCUGUUUUUCCAACAUACAAAUACUAAGCCACCGUGUCUUAUCUUAUUCCAGUUCAAGUAUAAACGAGUGUUUCAUCUCGAACUUACAAAUAAUGUUUUGUUAGUAUGAAAGAGUGUUUGAAGGGAGAGAAACUGAGUUCUGUUCAAGAUAAAUUUAGAUCGUGGUUGUGUGUUCUAGCCAAAUAAAUAUAAAUUUCAUCUUGGACAUUGAAAUUUUACUGGUGACAUUUACUGGAAAAGCAGUCAGGUAGCAUCCAUGGAGAGUAGUUUUUUAAGAAUGUAUUUAUUUCACAUGGGAGAAUGUUCCCAAAAGGCUGAGAAAUGUAAACAGCCAAGAAUGGACAGUAAGUCAUGAGAUAUUAAAAUGGGUGACUAUAACCUUAAUUACAAAAAUAGAAAUUGCUGGCAAAGUUCAGGAGGUCUGGCAGUAUCUGUGGACAGAAAUCAGUGUUAUCAUUUCAGGUUGUGACCCUUCCUCAUAACCUUAGUUAAAACAGUUACAUUAGCCCCUGGUUGAGCAACCCCUCUUUUAAAAAUUUUGAUCACUUUCAAAAAACUUCUGACCAUACCCCUAAUCUCUCCUCCAUCUCAUCCCCUAUUUUAAUUACUAAUUGCACAACUGACAGCUAUUCCUUCAGUUGAUAAAAUCCUACAACUUUGGUUUCUGACAUUCCUUAAAACCUAUUCUUUCAAACUUGCUGGCCCCUUGCAGUUUGCACCAAUUUUCUUUUACAUAGGCUUUUUUUUCCGGUUUUCGGGCUUUAACACUCACAUGAAGUACUUUUGGUGUAUUUAUGUUAAUGUGCUAUUUAAAUGUAAGGUAUUAAAAAGUGAAAUUUGGGAAUCUUAAACUGAUGAAAGUGCAACUGCCAGAUUUGUAGUGAAUGAAAUAAAAGGUGUGCAGAGUCCAGAGUUGGAGGAACACUUCUUGAAGAUUGCAAGGCAGAAAAGAAAUUACAAAUAAGGGGCAGAUAGAGACCAUAGAAGUGCUUAAUUCUCUUCCUUUCCAAAGUACCAGUGAAGAUCAGUGAGUGCAGAACUGAUGGGUGAGCUGGUCCGAUACAGGGAGCAGAAUUUUGGUUGCACUUUAGGAGAAUGGACAGCAUUGGACAAGUCAGGUCUUGUUAGAUAUUUUCAUCAGAAAGACCAAACAUUAGAGAUGAACAUUUAAAAAAAAUUGGAGAAAACAGUAGGAAAAGAAACAAUUGUUUCCCAUUUUAAAUUUAUUUUUGUUUUAUUAUAAAUUCUCGUCCAUAUUUGUAAUCCAGCCUUGUCACAAUGGGCUGUAUUCUCCUGCUUGUGGUCACUGCAACAUCCUUUGAUCAAAGGAUACAGUUAGUGAAAUUUACAUAGGUAGAUUAGUUUCUGAUGUAAGUGUGGAUGUUGGGAAUUUGAGCAAAACAAAUUGACACCCUAUGCAGGCUUUUUAAUUAGCUCUACAGUCUAACAUAGUAUCAUGCCAUAAUGCAAAUACAUGAAUGAGGACUACUGUAGAAUUUGGAAAAAAAAAGACUGGUCCAUUGCAUGUAUUAUUUUUCAUCCUCUAGGCACAAUUUUAUGUAGAAUUUCAGGUAGUUGGCCAAAACUCCAUUCUUAUCUAGAAUUACAGAAUCCCUUGUGGGGAAGCAGGCCAUUCAGCCCACUGAGUCCACACUAACCCUCAGAAAAAGAUCCAUUCCCCUAUCCUACCCCUGUAACCCUGCUAACCAGCCUAGCCUGCACACCCCGAGAUGCGAUGGGAAAUUUAGCAUGCCUCUUCCACUUAAUCUGGACAUCUGUGGGAGGAAACCAGAGUACCCAGAGGAAACCCAUGUAGAUGGGGAGAAUGUUGGUGACGAAUUUGCACAGUCACCCGAGGCUGGAAUUGAACCCAACUCCCCAGUGCUGAUUUAGAUUAGCCUCCACUCAUUUCAUAACUGACAUCCCACAAGCAAUGGUAUUCUGACCAACUAUCAGGAUUAAUCUUUCAGAACCAGUUAGCUAGAAUCCACAUAAGCAGUAAGCUUAAGAUAUUUCUUACCAUUCUUGUCUCUUACAUGGUUAAAGAGUUUUGUUUAAACUUUGGAAUUUUGUGGCUUCAUUGUUUCAGUAAAUAACUUGGUAUACAGGGGUUUUUGU
This is a messenger RNA of Stegostoma tigrinum, 6796 nucleotides long. RefSeq names its product trafficking protein particle complex subunit 6B. Gene Ontology annotation, biological process: endoplasmic reticulum to Golgi vesicle-mediated transport; regulation of GTPase activity. The coding region runs from base 563 to 1054 and encodes 163 amino acids. Gene Ontology annotation, cellular component: TRAPP complex; cis-Golgi network; trans-Golgi network. Lineage: Eukaryota; Metazoa; Chordata; Chondrichthyes; Orectolobiformes; Stegostomatidae. The transcript has 6 exons. The record is from RefSeq and is a predicted model, not a curated record.